This is a messenger RNA of Zootermopsis nevadensis, 717 nucleotides long. The record is from RefSeq and is a predicted model, not a curated record. NCBI's taxonomy places the organism in Eukaryota, Metazoa, Arthropoda, Insecta, Blattodea, Termopsidae.
AUAAUCGUUGCAGACAUUAGAGUGAUUUUGGACUUCGUACCUAACCACUCCAGUGACGAACACGAAUGGUUCGUGAGGUCCCUCCAGAGGGAGGAACCAUUUACGAACUAUUACACGUGGCACGACGGGAGAGUCGACACGGCUGGAAACAGGAUUCCGCCAAACAACUGGCAAAGCGUGUUUGGGGGUCCGGCCUGGACAUGGCGUCCGGAAAGAAACCAGUAUUACCUGCACCAGUUCGACCCCAAACAACCCGACCUCAACUAUGGAAACCCGCUUGUUGUCGAGGAAAUGAAGAAUGUGCUCCGUUACUGGCUGGACAAGGGCGUGGACGGGUUCCGCGUUGAUGCCGUUCCGCACCUGUUCGAAGGACCCAUAGACGCGCCUGAUUCGGAGACGUCAGCCCCUACGCAUCUCCCAGAGACCUACGAGAUGGUGGCCGAGUGGCGGAAAGUAAUGGACGAGAAAAGCGUCGAAUAUGGACGGACAAAGGUGUUAAUGCUGGAAACAUACGGAACUAUUAACCAGACGAUGGGCUAUUAUGGAACGGAUGAUGCUCCAGGCGGACAUUUCCCCUUUAACUUCCGGUUAAUUACAGACAUAAAUAAAUUGUCAACAGCUGAAGAUUUCAGCAGAACUAUUAACGAAUACUUGGACGUUAUGACGGAUGGACGUACGCCAAACUGGGUGGUAAGUGAGAACGACUGUGUUACGUAG